Molecule: messenger RNA, 2199 nt
Organism: Penicillium daleae
Lineage: Eukaryota; Fungi; Ascomycota; Eurotiomycetes; Eurotiales; Aspergillaceae
Exons: 5
Coding region: 1-2199 (732 amino acids)
Biological process (GO): regulation of DNA-templated transcription; DNA-templated transcription
Molecular function (GO): DNA binding; DNA-binding transcription factor activity, RNA polymerase II-specific; zinc ion binding
Source: RefSeq, a predicted model, not a curated record
AUGGCCGAAGCCCAUCCGCGGAGGCAACGACGAGCUGCGAAGGCAUGCGCUUUCUGUCGUCGACGAAAGCUGCGCUGCGAUAACGGAAAGCCCGCUUGCUCUAACUGCCGGGGAUACGACAAUGAAUGUGUCUACCCCGCGGAUAUUUUACGGCAAAGACCCACACAGGCCCGCAUUUCUCAGCUAGAAGCAGAGAACCAGCACUUGCGUCGGCAACUCGGCGCUCUUGAGACUCGAUCUAUCCAUGAAGGUGGAUCUCCCGAACACACACCAGCUUCAUCUAGGCAGGAAACACAAGAACUGCCUCAGGAAACACCCCGCGAAUCGCCUUGCAACGAAGAACAAGAGGAAGCUACUGCCGUGGAGCAUUCUCAGUCGGCCGUCUCACGCAUAUUUAUCUCGCCGAACGGAGACUCCAGUUAUCACGGCCUUACCAGCACUCUCUUCGAUGACGCUCCAACCGACAGACGCGGUCAGGUGCGACCGACCGACCAGAAAAUCCCUGCAGAUCAUGUUUCUAAGCGCUUGAUGGGAGAGGCUGCGUAUCAAAGGCAGCUCGAGGGUCUGAAUCUGCGACAUGGAAAGCUAGAUUUCGAUGGCGUUGACCCAGAACUGGGCAUGCAUCUUCUAUCCCUUCAUUGGAAUCGCCAGCAUCAUUCAUUCCUGAUCACAUACCGCCCCGCUUUUAUGCGCGACAUGGCCUGUGAUGGGCCGUACUUCUCUAAACUUCUUCUCAACGCAAUAUACUUCGGUGCAUCGAAAUUCAGCAAUCGACCCGAGGUUCGCCGAGACCCUAAUGAUGUUCGCACUGCAGGUUGGACAUUUCGCAUGCGAGUCAAGGAGCUCCUUGGCCGUGCCCUUGAUCGUAGCGAGAUUACGACUAUUCAAGCACUUUUGGUUAUGACCAGCUCAUUAUUUGCAUUGGGCGAUGAGCGCAGUGCUGCUUGGCUUUACUCUGGUACUGCAUUUCGAAUGAUCAUCGAUCUGGGGAUAGAUCCGCCGACGCGUUUUUGGGGAGCCUUUGUCGUCGAUAAGAUUCAGUCGCUAUACCAAGGUCGUCCGGCAAGCCUCCAAGAUUUCGAUACCAAAGUCUCACUUUCCUUUUUGGACAACUACGAAGAGCUCGAGGAAUGGGAGCCGUUUGCAUAUUCAGAUGUCCAGUCGUACCCAGGGUCCCCUGCCUAUAGCGUGUCAACUUUCACGCAACUAUGCAAGCUUUCAUUAAUCUUGAAUGGGAUCCUAAGCAAAGUGUAUUCUGAGCGAAGCUCAGCGCGGUCACCGGAUGAGCUUCUUGCAACUCUGAAAACCUUGGACCUGCAGCUUAAAAGUUGGCACGAUGCAAUCCCCGAUCACUUGCGAUUCAAUCCGAGCACAAGUCAGAUCACGCCGCCACCACAUGUUGUUUCACUCCUCGCGCUAUACAAUGUCCUCUUGAUUCUUCUCCACCGACCCUUUGUAGCUGAAGGGCAUCUCCACACCACGGAUUUGUCAGUCGCAAUUGCAUCCUUCAACACCUGCACUGUGGCUGCAAACCGCAUCAUCCAACUACUUCAAGCUUAUGAUCACACAUACUCGAUUCGAAGGGCCCCGUAUUUGAUCUCAUAUGCCACAUACGUUGCCGCAACGAUCUUUGUCCGAGUCGCAGCCCAGAAGGAAGGAGGUAGCCGAGCGCAUGCAAGCUUGCGAGCCUGUUUCAGUAUCUUCAAGAAAAACCAGGAGACAAACUGGGCUGUCCGCAGAGCUGGAAACGUAAUUCUUCAUUUGAUGAACCGAAUGGGAGUGAAGUUGGAUAUCCACGUCACUGGAGAUGACGGACGAAGGCUAUCCCGUCCUCUUCCAGAAGUCCUCUCCCCAAAAAGUCCACCCUACGUAUCUGGAGACGGCUCACAUCUAGAUGCAAUGGCUAUCACUAGCUUUGGAACCCCAUCCUCUGGGGAAGUUGAGGAUUCUGAACUCGAUAUCGACAUGAUAAUUCAGAGCUUCAUCCGACAAGAUAACAGGUCAGCUGAAGGUCAGCUCUACCUUGAAAACACUGAAGAUCCACUUGCAGGGUCUACAGCAACGCCUUUGGGUGGACAGAACAAUCUGGUGCCUAACAUUAUUCCUCACUAUGAUGAUGUUUAUCCCGGUCCCCGUUUCGACGAUGAUAUGCUGUUUGGCUUCAAUGGUUCGCUUCAAGAUAGUAUGAUGUAUGAAUAA